AUAAAAGGAUACAGGAACAAGUCCCUGGAUUUCAGGCUCCAACAUCCCCCGUCAAGAUGUGGUACUUCAGACUCUUCGCAGUGCUUAUGAUUUGCCUCUUGUUGCUGGGCCAGGGAGAUGGGUCCCCAGUAUCAGAGCUAAGCUCAUUGAAGAGAAGGCUGAGGAGAAUGACCCCAUUUUGGAGAGGCAUUUCCGUCAGGCCCAUUGGGGCCUCUUGCAGGGAUGAUUUGGAAUGCAUCACAAGACUAUGCAGAAAAAGCCGUUGUUCCUUAAGCGUGGCUCAGGAAUGAUGCUCACACCAGAGGGAAAGUGGACAGCUCUCGCCUACAAUGCUCCAUUCUAUGGAAUAUUGAGACUAACUGAAUUUUGACUGGAGAUACUUAAAAGUGAAACAAUCUUUGUUUUUAAUAUUUAAAGAUAGCACAUCUGUGUCUUCUUAGAAUGUUGCCAUGUAGAUAAGCCUAACUAAAUUUAUCAAUUUAUUUUUCUAUGUAUACUAUUAAAUAUCUCAAGGUGAAA
Molecule: messenger RNA, 519 nt
Organism: Erinaceus europaeus (western European hedgehog)
Lineage: Eukaryota; Metazoa; Chordata; Mammalia; Eulipotyphla; Erinaceidae
Gene: LEAP2
Product: liver enriched antimicrobial peptide 2
Exons: 3
Coding region: 57-290 (77 amino acids)
Biological process (GO): antimicrobial humoral immune response mediated by antimicrobial peptide; defense response to bacterium
Source: RefSeq, a predicted model, not a curated record